Molecule: messenger RNA, 878 nt
Organism: Leptidea sinapis
Lineage: Eukaryota; Metazoa; Arthropoda; Insecta; Lepidoptera; Pieridae
Product: PITH domain-containing protein CG6153
Exons: 4
Coding region: 176-793 (205 amino acids)
Cellular component (GO): nucleus
Source: RefSeq, a predicted model, not a curated record
AAAAAAAAAAAAGAUCAAAAUAAAACGAUUUAACAUUUGUUUUAAAUUUUUAAAACAAUAAAAACUCAAAAGUGUUCUGUGAUCUUAUUAAAUAUUGUUUUUAUUUCUUAUUUAUUACUAUCCCAGUACAUUUUUUGCAGUAAACGUGUAUGUAGAAUUAGAUCAUUCGCUAAUUAUGCCGCAUAGUCACUGUCACGGAGAACAUGAUGAUCAUGCAAACCCUUCUGAGCUGGGUUUUCAGUAUAAUCUAUUUGAAAAAAUCGAUAAGGAUAAUAUGGAAUGUUUAAAUGAAUCUGUAGAUGGUGCUGGUAAAAAAGUCUUUAAACCUUGGGAGAAAAGGCUCGAGCGUAGUGAGUAUGUGGAGAGUGAUGUAGAUGAAGAAUUGUUAUUUAACAUACCUUUUACGGGUAAUGUUAAAUUGAAAGGAAUUAUUAUUGCAUCAGAAGACACAGAUGCACAUCCUUCUAAGUUAAGAUUAUAUAAAAAUAGACCAAAUAUGACUUUUGAUAAUGUUACCCUGGAACCUGAUCAAGUAUUUGAGCUGCACAAAGAUAGUGAAGGUAUCCUAGAAUAUGCUCCGAAGAUUGUAACAUUUUCAUCUGUGUCCCAUUUGACAAUGCAUUUUCCAAGUAAUUUUGGUGCAGAAAACACAAAGAUAUACUACAUAGGACUGAAAGGUGAAUGGAGCCCCGCCCAUAGACACGGAGUUACAAUCUGCACGUAUGAAGCGAGACCGAAUGUUGACGAUCACAAGUUGAAACAUUUAGAUACCGUAAGCAGAGCUAUAGAUUAAUAUGUUUGUUAAAUAUUUUAUAUUUCUAUCGCAGAUAUGAAGAUUUGUAAUAUAUUUUGAUAAUAAACUCUUGGGAAUAAGCACA